This is a messenger RNA of Meleagris gallopavo (turkey), 639 nucleotides long. The record is from RefSeq and is a predicted model, not a curated record. NCBI's taxonomy places the organism in Eukaryota, Metazoa, Chordata, Aves, Galliformes, Phasianidae.
UAAGCAUCUUCAGGAAUGUCUUUCUGUAUCUUCAGGUUAUUUGGCGUUACAGGAAACUGCGCUGCCUGCAGUAAGCUCAUACCUGCUUUUGAGAUGGUGAUGAGAGCUAAGGACAAUGUUUAUCACCUGGACUGUUUUGCGUGUCAACUUUGUAAUCAGAGAUUUUGCGUUGGAGACAAAUUUUUCCUGAAGAACAACAUGAUUCUGUGCCAGACAGACUAUGAGGAGGGUUUGAUGAAAGAAGGUUAUGCACCCCAGGUUCGCUGAUCUGAUGCCGCACCGUUAAGAAUACAAAGCACUAUGUUCUUUUAUCUUUUUUGCUCAACAUGUAUAUAAGAAAUGACACAGGAACCUACUGAAUAGCGUAGAUAUAGGGAGACAGAAUGGUUGCGUGAAAUAAAAGGCGGACUGCAUCUGUAUGUAGUGAAAAUUGCUCCAGUUCAGAGUUGAAUGUUAAUUAAAAAGGUACUGUACAUACGGCUGGAUUCUUUUGCUUGCUCUUGGGGUUUUUGGUUUAUUUGUUUGGGUUUUUUGUUUGUUUCUUUUUGUGUCACUUGGCAUGAGAUGUUUAUUUUGGACUAUUGUAUAUAAUGUAUUGUAAUAUUUGAAGCACAAAUGUAAUACAGUUUUAUUGUGUUA